CGUCUCCCGUCGCAUCACAACCACGUGGCCUAGUGAAAGUGGAGUCGGAUUCCCUAAUCGCCGCGUUGUCUUUUCCUAACUCCUCAUGAACUUUCCUAACCAUCUUCCCUUGUCCCUAUGGCGUCUCCCACUGUAGGACUGUUCGAAUACAGUCAACGUGAGAGCGAGAGCAGUCUGCUACUACACUAAAAUAAAGAGGAAGAGGAGGAUCUGAUGGAAGGUGACAUCACAGUGAGCCAAGCCAACAGGAAGUUACCUGCUAUCACAGGAACUACCCGAAGACUCAAAGAUAACGCAGCCGACUGGCACAACCUGAUGGCGAGGUGGGAAAAACUCAACGAGGACGGAUUCACUGUGGCAGGAAACAUAGUGGCCAUCGCACUGACACGUCCUACGAGUGAUCAGCUGCUGGGAGUGGACGAGUCUUCAUCACCUCCGCCACCAUCACCUGUGUCAGGUGGAGCUGCAGAGCUGCAGGAUGAAUGCUGCAAGCUGCAGGAUGUCAUUGACAAAAUGGUGGUGGUGGUGAAGAAGAUGGAACGUCUUACAGCACUGCAGCAAGGAGUUCAAGAUCUGGAGGAGUUUCAGUUUGGACUUGAAGGAAGGAAGAUUCCUCUGUUUCACAGCUGGAACGCCAAACACUUCAAGGAGUCGUCUUGUGUCCUGUUGGAAUCCUUCAGUCAGGAGCUGAAGCUGAAGCAGACCAUCUUGCAGGAACUCGCCCACACUGCAACCUCUGACCUCAGCAUGAUCUAUAUGUCCUGCUGGCUGCAUCAGCCCUUCAUCACACCCCAGACCAGACUCACCCUGGAGGCUGUGCUUUUGGAGACGGGACACCACCCUCUUUGAUGCGUUUAGUCCCCAGAGUCAUGUGAAUUCAUUUGCUUCACCCAUCUUAAACAGGUAGACAGAUAUGUAGUUCCUGAUGCUCUGCGGAUCAGCUGAUGUCCCUUACCAUAUGAGCGGAGCGCCGCGAUGCGAAUGUUUCAGAUCAGUUUCAUAUUGUUCAGAAUUUCAAAUGUGUACGUUACAAUUGUAUGACUCAUUGAGUCAUUGACUUGAGUUAAUUAUUAUUAUCCAGGGCAGCAGGCUUAGAUAGGAGUUCAUAAGGAGCCUUAGAACCAAAUCGUCUGCAGAGAGCACGGAAGCCGCUCCAGCCACCCAAAGGUGACAAAGACCAAAUAUCACAAUACAGCUCUCAAUGUGCUCAUGCAAGGUCUCUUAGAAAUGACCUCGAAACCCUGAAUUCCUGCAGUAUGUCCUCCCAACACUCCACCGACAGGACUCCCCGAGGUAUAUAAGGUCAUAAGACUACAAGUCCCCAAAACGUUAUUAGACUGGAGGGUCAAACUCCCACAAUACCCAAAUAGACCUGCAGUGAGCUGAUAAGGGAUUAGGCAUCGCUCCUCCGGGAUCCGAGGCUUGAUACAAAGCUCCCUUUGCUCCAACAAGUUGUUAAUGGCCAAUCAAUGAGCAGCACUAUUGGGUUUAGAUCACCGCGUCCACAGCACCCUCACAUCCGCAUGGCAUCACUCCAGGAGAAGAUGGAUUCCACUUGGUACUGCUCCACCACCAGAGAGCUAAUCUGCGAUGACAGGGGUCUACAGAAGACCCCCCCCGAUGGCUCUGGGGUCAAGCCGUGUCUCCUCCAUCACCGAGGGUGUGGGCCUCUCCCGGCACCCUUCCAGAAGCUGUUGCUACGGGCAACACGACUCUCAGGCUCUGAUUCAUUAAAUGUUCAUCUUGUGAAAUCACAA
This is a messenger RNA of Gasterosteus aculeatus aculeatus (three-spined stickleback), 1757 nucleotides long. RefSeq names its product cyclin dependent kinase 2 interacting protein (gene cinp). NCBI's taxonomy places the organism in Eukaryota, Metazoa, Chordata, Actinopteri, Perciformes, Gasterosteidae. The record is from RefSeq and is a predicted model, not a curated record.